Molecule: messenger RNA, 5547 nt
Organism: Phacochoerus africanus (Common warthog)
Lineage: Eukaryota; Metazoa; Chordata; Mammalia; Artiodactyla; Suidae
Gene: BHLHE41
Product: basic helix-loop-helix family member e41
Exons: 5
Coding region: 381-1835 (484 amino acids)
Biological process (GO): regulation of neurogenesis; regulation of transcription by RNA polymerase II; anterior/posterior pattern specification
Cellular component (GO): nucleus
Molecular function (GO): DNA-binding transcription factor activity, RNA polymerase II-specific; protein dimerization activity; RNA polymerase II cis-regulatory region sequence-specific DNA binding
Source: RefSeq, a predicted model, not a curated record
CUCCCGGCCCGGCCCCUCCUCCCCCGCCCCCCUCCGGGCUGGACCGCGGAUGGUACGUUCCGCACGUGAGCUGGGUGCUGGUCUGGCCGGCGACGCGCGUGCCCUGUGGCCAAACACUGCCCGGAGUGAGAGCAAACUACCAGCGCAGUGGAGCCAGCGCGAGUGUGCGUGCGUGUGUGUGCGUGUGUGUGCGAGAGAGCGAGCGCGGAGGGAGGGGGGGGACCAACUGCUUCACACUUUCAACACUGCACUGAAGAGGGAGAGAGAGAGAAAGACUGGAGACGUACAGAUUCCCCCCAGGAUCUCCCAGGGCUACCGUCCCACCGAUUAUAGAACAGAACCCCAAAAAUCGAAACAGAGGAAACGGACAGCGAUUGAACAUGGACGAAGGAAUUCCUCAUUUGCAAGAAAGACAGUUACUGGAACAUAGAGAUUUUAUAGGACUGGAUUAUUCCUCUUUGUAUAUGUGUAAGCCCAAAAGGAGCAUGAAGCGAGACGAUAGCAAGGAUACCUACAAAUUACCGCACAGAUUAAUAGAAAAGAAAAGAAGAGACCGAAUUAAUGAAUGCAUUGCUCAGCUGAAAGACUUACUGCCUGAACAUCUAAAGUUGACAACUCUGGGGCAUCUGGAGAAAGCGGUAGUCUUGGAAUUGACUUUGAAACACUUAAAAGCUUUAACAGCCUUAACAGAGCAGCAGCAUCAGAAGAUAAUUGCUUUACAGAAUGGGGAGCGAUCUUUGAAAUCGCCCAUUCAGUCCGACUUGGAUGCGUUCCACUCGGGAUUUCAAACAUGCGCCAAAGAAGUCUUGCAAUACCUCGCCCGGUUUGAGAGCUGGACGCCCAGGGAGCCUCGGUGUGUCCAGCUGAUCAACCACUUGCACGCCGUGGCCACCCAGUUCUUGCCCACCCCGCAGCUGUUGACUCAACAGGUUCCUCUGAGCAAAGGCACCGGCGCGCCCACCACCGCCCCCGCCGGGUCCGUGGCCGCCGCCUGCCUGGAGCGCGCGGGGCAGAAGCUGGAGCCCCUCGCCCACUGCGUGCCGGUCAUCCAGCGGACUCAGCCCAGCGCCGAGCUCGCCGCUGAGAACGACACGGACACGGACAGCGGCUACGGCGGCGAGGCCGAGGCCCGGCCAGACCGCGAGAAAAGCAAAGGCGCGGGGGCGAGCCGCGUCACCAUCAAGCAGGAGCCCCCCGGGGAGGACUCGCCGGCGCCCAAGAGGAUGAAGCUGGAUUCCCGCGGCGGCGGCGGCGGCGGCGGCCCGGGGGGUGGUGCGGCGGCGGCGGCAGCCGCGCUCCUGGGGCCGGACCCGGCCGCCGCGGCCGCACUGCUAAGACCCGACGCCGCCUUGCUCAGCUCGCUGGUGGCGUUCGGCGGAGGCGGGGGCGCGCCCUUCGCGCAGCCGGCGGCUGCUGCAGCCCCCUUCUGCCUGCCCUUCUACUUCCUCUCGCCUUCCGCGGCCGCCGCCUACGUGCAGCCCUUCCUGGACAAGAGCGGCCUGGAGAAGUACCUGUACCCGGCGGCGGCCGCCGCCCCGUUCCCACUGCUAUACCCCGGAAUCCCCGCCCCGGCCGCCGCCGCCGCAGCUGCAGCCGCCGCAGCCGCCGCAGCCGCCUUCCCCUGCCUGUCCUCAGUGUUGUCGCCCCCUCCGGAAAAGGCGGCCGCCGCCGCCGCCGCGACCCUCCUGCCGCACGAAGUGGCGUCCCCCGGAGCGCUGCACCCCCCGCAUCCGCACGGCCGCACCCACCUGCCCUUCGUCGGCCCCCGUGAGCCCGGGAACCCAGAGAGCUCCGCUCAGGAAGAUCACUCGCAGCCAGGAAAGGAAAGCCCCUGAUUCCUCGCGCCCCUUUCUUAGAAAGGACCAGAGUUCACGCGGAAUAAUAAUAUUAAUAAGUUAAACCACCCUUAACGUUUUUAAGGGAGGAAGUGUAAUAGAUGCACGACAGGCUUUUUUUUUUUUAAGAAAACAACAACACAGGUGUUUUGUGUACAGUUGGAGUUCCUGUUUUGCUCAUCCCUCACCAGCCCACCGCCCUCCAUACACAUCCCUUUCUUCCCCCGCCAGCUGUAAAAGAACCUCUGUGAUACUGAUUCUUUUUUCUUUGAAGAACUCUCCAGAAUAAGUUUUGCCUUCUUUUAGGCCACGCUCCAUUGUCUUUUAAAAUAUAAAACCUAAUUCUCGAGGAAGUGAGAAGGGUCUGCUCUACGAGUGAGCUCACUGAACCAGGGUAGGGGAAGGUGGCCGAGGAGGUGAUAUGCAACCGCAGGAAGCUGUUCUCUGCCUAGGUCUCAAAACUGUCCUGCUCGCUUGAGGAGGCUUUCCACAAACAGAAGGAGGACCUUUUAGAAUUCAGUUUACUCUUCAGUAUUUUAUAAUGUUCAGCUUUUUAAAAGGCUAUAUUUUUCAAAGAGGAAGGGGUGAGCAUGCAGUCGCUCACGUUGCAACCAAUUCUGAAGUGGUUUGAAUGGUAUCCCUUAGUAACUUGCACUUGUUUAAAGAGACGUGGAGUUGGGCCACAGUCAGAACGAAGUCAGGGAAGGAGAUGGAUGAGGAAGGCCAGUCAUUCUCAGUACAUUUGCUAGCACUUUAUUGAGAAAUUGACCAUGAAUCAACUCAUCUUAACUUCAUAUAUGUAUGUAUAUACACAUACAUAUAUAUAUAUAUAUAUAUACUGAGUGCAUCUGUUCUCACCCUGUCAUUACUUAAUCCAUCAUGUUCCUAGGUUUGUAUAAUCUUGCUGUUAAAAAACAAAAAGAAUGUGCACUGAACUUAAAAAGCAAAAAUAAGUCCAAACUGAUUUAUCCUAUAUUCUGUUUCAUCACAAAAGUGGAGGAAAGCAUUAAACUGGUCAGUUUUGAUUGGAAAUGCUGUAAAGAUGUGGAAUGAAGCCCUGUGAGGCCUUCCUAUCUCCAAGUCUAUGUAUUUUCUGGAGACCAAACCAGAUACCAGAUAAUCACAAAGAAAGCUUUUUUAAUAAGGCUUAAACCAAGACCUUGUCUAGAUAUUUUUAGUUUGUUGCCAAGGUAGCACUGUGAGAAAUCUCACUUGAAUGUUAUGUAAGGGGUGAGACACAACAGUCUGACUAUGAGUGAAAAAAAUAUCUGGGUCUUUUAGUCAGUUUGGUGCAUUUGCUGCUGCUGUUGCUACUGUUUGCCUCAAACGCUGUGUUUAAACAACGUUAUACUCUUAGCCUACAAGGUGGCUCUUAUGUACAUAGUUGUUAAUACAUCCAAUUAAUGAUGUCUGACAUGCUAUUUUUGUAGGGAGAAAAUAUGUGCUAAUGAUAUUUUCAGUUAAAAUAUCUUUUGGGGAGGAUUUGCUGAAAAGUUGCACUUUUGUUACAAUGCUUAUGCUUGGUACAAGCUUAUGCUGUCUUAAAUUAUUAAAAAAAUAAAUAAAUACUGUCUGCAAGAAACCAGCUGGUUUAGAAAAGUUUAGUAUGUAAAGAUAAACUAGAAAUUAUCUUUAUAUUCUAGUAUUUUCAGCACUCCAUAAAUUCUAUUACCUAAAAUAAAUAUUGCAACGCUAUUUUGUGAUUUUAAAAUUCUUACUAAGGAAUAAAAACUUUAAUACACGUAUGCUAUGAGAUUGUCUAAUAAUUAAAAAGACAUAAUUACGCUUGAUUAAGUUUUAAGACAUCUAUGAAUAUAGGGAUGAAAGUCAUUUAGAUUCUCAGAUACACAACUUUAUUAAAUGUCAUGAUCUUAAUAUCACACAUUUCCAGUCUCUUGCAAGCCUCUAGCUCUUGGCUGUGUCUUCCUGCUUGUCCCCAAUGUGUCUACAUGAAAAGUGCAAAAGAAAAAUCUAGCAGUCACUUGCCUGGUUUGUUUAUGUCAGACCCAAUUUGCUAAUGUUUUCGUGAUUGAUGAAUUUUUCACUUUUCAUCUUUGGCACCAGAUAGUCUUUGUUGUAUGGUCUGGUGUUUCCCUUUCACUAGGCUCCCUAUAAAUACACUACCCCUUAAGGGUGAUUAAUUUCUCAGUAUAUUUUAGCUCCUUAACCUUUAUAAAAUAAUUAUCUUGUGGGACUUUAUCAUGGAAUCCAAAGAACAGAAAAAAUCAUUUCUGGACUUUUCUCAGGUCUAUAAUCAUAGUUGGGAUUUGAUAACAAUUGUGUGAAAGAUUGCCAAUGUUUAGUUUCAAUUCUAUUCUUCACAAACUCCUUGAUUUUGAAAGGCGUUGUAUUAAUAGUCAGAAUUUAUGAGAUGUAGAAAAAGUGCUCCCUCUGCUGACUUGACUGCAACCAAACUGCAAGUCAUAGAAAGUGGAGCCUGAAGGAACCUCAGAGAUCAGCUGUCCAGCCCCCCUGCAUUUUAUAAUAUGAAGGAAAUGAAGCCCAGAGAUAAUCAAAUAUCUUUGCAAAGUCACAGAGCUACCUGGAGCCAGCACUAGAGGCCAGAUCUUUGGUAUACCCCAGUCAGUGAACUAGUUUCCACUGCAGCAUCUUGAACUAAAUAAACCGAAUUUGAUUGGGCAACAUUCAUGAAAUGUCAUGGAACAAAGGAAAUACAAAUUAACAUUAGAAAACCAUGUAGGAUUUUUGAGCAUUGUAAUUUACUGAACUUUGGAAAAACAUUCUGUUUAAACCAGAAUAAUGGAAAAAAUAGCGUUUUUAAUAUUUUGAACUACGUGUUAAUGUCAUAUUGUAAUAAUAUUAGUUUCAUAACCAAAAAAAGAUUUAAAGUAAGUCAAAGGGUAGUAAAAUAUUUUCACAUUUUUAUAAUUUUGGUGUAAUAAAAAAACUUAGGGUUGGACCAGAUUUUUUAUGUUAUAUAGUUCAAAAUAUCUCUAAACUAGCAUGGUAAUAAGAUAAAUUCAAUGAGGCUAGAAUUGCAAAAUAAUAUUGUCUAUAUUGCAUCCUGAAAAAUGUUAUUUUGGUCAUUGUUUUAUUUUAAUGAACAAAAAGACUGGAGUCAUUUUAAUUCACUAAUGAGGAUUCUUUGCCUGCAGCGGCGAAGCUUUAGCCUAAAUCCUUGGUAGUAUACAUGAUUUUUCAAUAUGUGACAAAUACAAAUCUUGAGUCAAUAAUGUUUUUAUACACAUAGUAUUGUGCUAAUUAAUUUUAUAUACAUCUAACACUUAGCAAAGUUUAAUUGAACUGAUAGUCUCCCCCACCCAAGGGCUAAGCACAUUUUAAAGGCACUAGAAACUAUAUUUUAAUAGCUGUUUAAAAUAUGACUGGAGUUUUAGUUCCUAUCAGUGUGAAAACUAUUUUUCAUCUAGUUCUCUGUUACUGGCUAUGAAGGCCAUAAUUUUUGUAAUUGUCCAUUACCUGAGAUUUGUUGAAAAGUAUGUCAAAGGAGCCUCAGGCUGUUCCUGUCUAUGUCACAGGGCAAUUCUGAACCUCUCCUUGGGAGGUGAUGACCAACAGAGAGUUGGAAGACAAGGCUGGGCCACCAAAGGCCUUUUACUGCAGACAAAAGUGAAUAGAGCCUUCAGGACUGAAGCCCAUUAUAAUGCCAAAAGCUGGCUGUACUAUUGCGAUAACAGUGUUUUACUUCAGAGAGCUAUCUGAUGUUUUUCAUUAAACAAAAAUUCUUCAUCUA